CAGGAUGUCGCUGCACGGAAGCAGCUCGCCCGUGCUCCCGCUGCUCGUGUUCUCGCUGCUCCUGCUGUCUCCCCCGGGGACACUCGCCGGCGGCGAUGGCGGCCCGCCGUCCAAGCCCAUAGUGACCCCCAUCUCCAAGGACGGCUCCACCUCGCUCUACACCAUCCCCGUCAAGGGCGGCGCGCCGCUGGUCCUCGACCUCGCCGGCCCGCUGGUCUGGUCCCCGUGCCAGCCCGGGCACCGCACCGUCCCCUGCAAGUCCAGCGUGUGCACCGUCGCCAACCGGAACCACCCGGCCAGCUGCGCGUCUACGGGCGCCGGCCAGCCGGGGUCCCCCGACCCCAGCUGCGCCUGCACCGCGUACCCGUACAACCCGGCCAGCGGCCAGUGCGGCAGCGGCGACCUCACCAGAACGCCCCUGUCCGCCAACGGCACGGACGGCAGGAACCCGCUGUUCCCGGUGUCCUUCCCCGCGUACGCGUCCUGCGCGCCCGACGGGCUCCUGGCGUCGCUCCCCUCGGGCGCCGCCGGCGUCGCGGGGCUGUCGAGGCAGCCGCUGUCGCUGCCGUCCCAGGUCGCGUCCAGGCUCAAGGUGGCGAAGCAGUUCGCGCUGUGCCUCCCCGGCGUGGCCAUCUUCGGCGGCGGCCCGUUCGAGCUCCAGGCCGCCCCGCCCAUGGAGCUCGCCGAGGGCCUCCGCGAGAAGGUGGUCCCGCUCCUCGUGAACCCCAAGAACAAGGGCGCCUACUACAUCCGCGUCCACGGCGUCGCCGUCAACCAGGCGCAGGUGCCCGUGCCGGCCGGCGCCUUCGACCUCGACCGCCGCCAGGGCACGGGCGGCGUCGUGCUCAGCACCGUCACGCGGUACACCACGCUGCGCUCCGACAUCUUCAGCCCGCUGAUCAACGCGUUCGACGCGGCCACCAGCGGCAUCCCGCGCCGGAAGCCCAUGCCGCCCUACGACCUGUGCUACGAGGCGUCGGCGUUCGUCUCCACCCGGGUCGGCCCCGGCGUGGCGAACAUCGACCUGAUGCUCGACGGCGGCCGCACAUGGACGCUGCCCGGCGCCAGCUCGCUGGUGCAGGUGGACGAGCGGACGCUGUGCUUCGCGUUCCAAAAUAUGGGGUUCGGGGCGACGGUGACCAACUCGCCGGCGGUCAUCAUCGGGACCCACCAGAUGGAGGAUAACCUGGUGCUGUUCGACCUGGAGAAGGGGACGGUCGGGAUCAGCGGGCUGCUCUUGGGAUUGCGCACCACCUGCAGCAACUUCAACUUCGCCAUGGGGAGCUCGUAGAAGUGAACCUUUCAACUUCCAUGCAUGGCCGUAUGAGUCCAGCGCCACGCCGCCACCGUUUGGUUUCUGACUGUCUAUUUCCAUGACCUCGUUUCAGUACCUGUGGCGCAUCAGUUAGUUUCUGUGUACUGUCGUUUUAGCAACCGAAAUAAAAAUGCCUCGACUCCUCAGGAACAGGGAGUCCCUUCAUCUCGCCA
Molecule: messenger RNA, 1488 nt
Organism: Panicum virgatum (switchgrass)
Lineage: Eukaryota; Viridiplantae; Streptophyta; Magnoliopsida; Poales; Poaceae
Product: chitinase CLP-like
Exons: 1
Coding region: 5-1291 (428 amino acids)
Biological process (GO): proteolysis
Molecular function (GO): aspartic-type endopeptidase activity
Source: RefSeq, a predicted model, not a curated record